AUGGAUUCCUCCCCGGCCCCCGCCGCGCCGACCGAGGCCUCGGCCCCGCCGCUCGAAGACUGUCUCCGCCUCCUCCGCGGCGAGCGCGACGAGCAGAAGCUGGCGGGCCUCCUCAUCGCCGCCAACGUCUGCCGCGCCGGCGACGCCGCCGCCGUCGCCCAGGUCUACCGCGCCGUCGGGCCCCGGUUCCUCCGCCGCCUCCUCAACACCGGGCUGGGGAAGGUGGAGGGCGGGAAGGAGGAGGAGCGGGAGGCGUACCUGCGGCUCGCCGUGACCGUGCUUGCUGGGCUCGCGCGCGCCCCGGAGGUUGCGGCCGACGCUGGGGUCGUCUCCACCGUGCCCCUCAUCGCCGAGGUUGUCUCCAAAUCGCCUGAUCUGACAAUCACUGAAGAAUGUUUUGAACUUCUAUCGCUGGUUGCCAUAGCCUCUGAAGAUGGGGCAUACAAAUUUUGUGAGCCUGGAGUUAUGGACAUGCUCUUCAGUCAAAUCUCCAACUUUCCAGAUGGUUCAAGGUGCUUAGAGCUUUCCACUCAUCUAUUGCAGUUACUUGUUCAUAAACUCAGAGCAGACAACAUGAGUGUGGAGAAAUUGCAAGGCAUGGCAAGCAUGGUGGCUUCUCUUGCUAUGCUUUUCGGUGUACUUCAUACGGCAUUUAAAUUUGAAUCGCUGCACAUGCUUGCGACACUCCUUUCCCAAAAAGAAUCUCCACUUCAUGAUGCUUUGAGGUCAAUGCCAUCCGCAAUCUGGAAAUCUCAUAUCCAUGGUGGGAUUAUAGACGUUCUCCAAAACCGUGUUGUAUCUUCCGAAAAGCUACAAGCUCUUCUUUUGGCGGAGUGCAUGAUGUCCAUACUAGGCGAGAAUUGGUUGUCAGAAGAUCAUAAAAUCCUGGAUAACAAGAAUGCGAUCUCCGUUGACAAAUUUGUCCUGCUAGUCCUACAAUCUGCAAGAGUUGAAGUUGCUGUCCUUCUAAACGAACUUGCUUUUUCGAAAUACGAGUCAUCAAAAAGUUCUCAGAUAGAUGAUGCCAUCAUCCAGAAACAGAGAAACCUGGCUAUAUUGUUUUCACUGAUGGAAAGAAUAAUCAAAAUGAUAUCAGAUGCCAGUAGUGGUGAAGGUGAACCAAGUCAGACCAUCUGUGAAAAGACCAUAAUGCAGGUAAUUACGGGAUUAAAUGAGACAAUCAGCUUAGUGUUGGACUUCCUGCAGGAUGCAAAGGAUCAUGGGCAAAGGAAAGGUGAUGAUCUUUUGGCAGCUGUGAGAAUAGUAGGAAGCUAUCUGGCAGAGGCACCAUAUGCUUGCCAGGAGAAGACUGGUCAUCUACUGGAAUUUAUCUUUUCUAUCGAAGGUCAAGAUGAAUCAAGCCCCUUCUAUUCUGUUCGCUUCAUGCUUCCAAUGCUAUCACAAAUAACGACGACAGCUGAUGGAUGUAGAACUUUGGUGUCAUUUGGAGGCUAUAAAGCAGUUAUAGACUGCCUCAUUAAAAUGACCGAGGAGAAUGGAAUGAUGAUCGACGAUGGUAGCAUGUUUUUGGCAUGUGAUACUAUCAUAAACAUUAUGUCAAAUAGGAAGAAUUAUCCUAUUCAAAUGGAGCCUUGUUUCAUCCACCUCUUGCAAGCACUUACUACAUGGGCUGGAACAACAGAUGCUUCAUCAGUCGUCAUGACAGCAUCCAGCUUAUGCGCCAUGGUGAUGGAGUUGACAUCUGAAGAGUUCCUCUCGAGCUGCUCUGGUUUUGACCCCAAGACCCUUGGGAGUUUGUCUGACCUUAUUGUCAGAAGCUUGCGUCAGGAUAUCCCUGACGAUGAUAGCGAACAGCUUAACCAAAAGCAAAUCAUUGCAUCAGGUUAUAGGCGCUGGGCUGAUCGAUUCCCAAGUGUUAGAAAUGUUGUGCAUCAGCAUGUAUCUAUCUGA
Messenger RNA from Triticum turgidum subsp. durum (durum wheat), 1911 nucleotides. Lineage: Eukaryota; Viridiplantae; Streptophyta; Magnoliopsida; Poales; Poaceae. The record is from the annotation of a GenBank genome assembly.